AUGCAGUGGAAGGCUCUCGCCCUAGCACUUCUGGUGGAGCACUGCUCUAGCCAAGCGGUAGCGAUCCCACCAAUGUUACGUUUCACUUGCUCGCAGCUUGUCGUCGAGCGUUUAGACCCUCUAGUUAACCCUGGAAUUGUCCCGUCUCCUCAUCUCCACCAAAUCGUGGGCGGGAAUUCGUUCAACGCUUCUAUGGACCCAACAACGCACGAUCUCCCUACAGCCUCUACAUGCACUAGCUGCUCGUUCUCAGAAGACUUUUCCAACUACUGGACCGCAGUUCUAUAUUUUCGAGCCCGUAACGGAACGUUUAAGCGCGUACCUCAAAUCCCGAGCGAAGGUCUCCAAGGCAAUGGCGGUAUAACAGUGUAUUAUAUCCCAUCGACCGAUAACAAAUCAAAAGUUACUGCCUUUAAGCCCGGCUUCCGUAUGCUUGUUGGAGAUGCCUCACUACGAUCGCCAGGCACGGCGCACAAGGUGUGCCAUCGUUGUAUGCCAGCAUCAGGAGACAACAGCAAUAUUAACUGCGGAUCUCCGGACGCACAAACGCUUCCCACGGGCUUCUGUGCUGGCGGCAUACGUUCGGUUAUUACCUUUCCCACCUGUUGGGAUGGUAAGAACUUAGAUAGCCCGGACCAUGAAAGCCACGUUGCCUAUGGAGUAGGUUCAGCAACUAACGAUGUAGGUCCAACUGGUAACUGUCCAGCAAGCCAUCCUGUGGUGUUACCUCAACUGAUGUACGAAGUAAUGUGGGACACCCGAUCCUUUAAUAAUAAGGAUUUAUGGCCCGAGGACGGUUCGCAGCCGUUCGUUUGGAGCACUGGCGACCAGAAAGGAUACUCGCAGCACGGGGACUACGUCUUCGGCUGGAAAGACGAUACUCUCCAACGUUCUAUGGACGCCCGUUGUACUGGCGACGUUUGUUCGGAACUAAAGACCCAGACUGCGGAGGAGGCGAUGAAGUGUACUAAGGUGCAAGUUGUCGAAGAUGAUAUCGACGGAUGGGUAACUACUCUACCGGGUAAUCGUAUGUUAUUUUAG
Messenger RNA from Venustampulla echinocandica, 1041 nucleotides. RefSeq lists its product as uncharacterized. The record is from RefSeq and is a predicted model, not a curated record. The transcript is spliced from 4 exons. The coding region runs from base 1 to 1041 and encodes 346 amino acids. NCBI's taxonomy places the organism in Eukaryota, Fungi, Ascomycota, Leotiomycetes, Helotiales, Pleuroascaceae.